Molecule: messenger RNA, 10463 nt
Organism: Acinonyx jubatus (cheetah)
Lineage: Eukaryota; Metazoa; Chordata; Mammalia; Carnivora; Felidae
Gene: ANAPC10
Product: anaphase promoting complex subunit 10
Exons: 6
Coding region: 160-786 (208 amino acids)
Biological process (GO): protein K11-linked ubiquitination; anaphase-promoting complex-dependent catabolic process
Cellular component (GO): anaphase-promoting complex
Source: RefSeq, a predicted model, not a curated record
GACGCAGUGCGCGCGCGCGACAGAGAGCGACAGGCGGAGCCCUGGCGAGAACUGACGUCAUUGUCCUGCGACUCCAAAUUAACGUCCGUGGGAAAGCCGGGCUGUCCUGAGUGGGAGUGGCACCGAGCUGCAGGGUAUCUUAAAAAGAAUAUUUUUAAAAUGACCACACCAAACAAGACACCUCCUGGUGCUGACCCUAAGCAGUUGGAAAGGACUGGAACAGUACGGGAAAUUGGGUCACAAGCUGUUUGGUCACUCUCAUCGUGCAAACCAGGAUUUGGAGUGGAUCAGUUACGAGAUGACAAUCUUGAAACUUACUGGCAAUCAGAUGGCUCCCAGCCUCAUUUAGUAAACAUCCAAUUCAGAAGAAAAACAACAGUGAAGACAUUAUGUAUUUAUGCAGACUACAAAUCUGAUGAAAGCUAUACUCCAAGCAAGAUCUCGGUCAGAGUAGGAAAUAAUUUUCACAAUCUUCAAGAAAUUCGGGAGUUUGGAAAAAGCUUGGUUGGCCAUUUCUGUCUUGGAGUCUCUCAUGCAGUUACAGUCCUAUGUCAGCAACUUGAAUUGGUGGAACCAAGUGGCUGGAUUCACGUUCCCUUAACUGAUAAUCAUAAGAAGCCCACUCGCACAUUCAUGAUACAGAUUGCUGUUCUAGCCAAUCACCAAAAUGGAAGAGACACCCACAUGAGACAAAUUAAAAUAUACACACCAGUGGAAGAGAGCUCCAUUGGCAAAUUUCCUAGAUGUACAACUAUUGAUUUCAUGAUGUAUCGUUCAAUAAGGUGACCUUAACACAGAACAAAAGUCAUUAAACGUACCUUUGUUUUAUCUUGUCAGUAAAUAUUAUAUCUGGAAUCUUUAUUGAAAAAAACAUCAGUUAUUUUGCAAUUUUGUAUGCAUUGAAGAGUAUUUUAUUGUAACUUUAACAAAUAAAUUUUGGGUCAUACUAUUUUUAUUUUCUUUAACAUAUAAUAAAGCUCACAUAUUUUACAUUAUUAAAAAAGUAUUUGAAGCCCCUCAUUAAAUUUUUCAUUAUAUCAAAAGAAAAACAAUUGAACUGAGUAUUUUAAGAGAUAUGCCAUUUUUAAUAACCAAGUUAUUAUUUCAUAUAGUGAUCAUGUGUUAAAGUAAUGAUUUAUUGCAUGUUUGGGAACAGUACUAUGUUCUAUCAAUUAAUAGGCCAAAAUUAUUCUUUUUUUCCCCCACUCUCUAGAGGAAGCUUAUUCUUUUAAUACUGGGCCUUUUAAAAAAUAGUGUCAAAAUAGGCUUAGCAUUAGAUAUCUGAUGAGAACCAUUCUGAUUUGGGGAAUAUAGUUAAUUGUAUCAUAAUUACUUCUAUGAAAUACUUUUAAUCCCAGGGUUCUCUGUAUCCCGAUAUUGUGUCAGAGAUUGCCAGUAGCAUCUGCUAUUUAUUCUAAUGCUAGUGCUGCUUAUAGUGGAUGUUUUUUUUUUAAAUUUGUGUCUGACACAGAAGCAUUCUCUGAGGGAUGAUAAUAUGUCUCAUAGAAAUUUUUAAAAUGUAUAAAAUUGUUCUUUGUAUAUGAAAAUAUUUUAAAGGAGCUUAAAUAUGUUUUCUUUCCAUGGUUUAAAAUGAAUAGAUUUGAUUCUGUAUGGUUUUUCUUUUUUUCCCCCUAUAUCUACUACUUUUUAGGAGGAUGGUUAUUUAGCCACAGAACUUACCCAGAUUGGCUCUUAUGUUUAGGAAAGGUUCCUGGGUGGUUCUUGCAUUGCUUGGUAGACUGAAGUCUUGAAUAGUAAAGUUUUAGAUCUUUUUUUUUUUUUUUUUACUUGAAGUAUACUUAACAUAUAGUGUUCUAUUUGUAUCAGGGUGUAUAACAGUGAUUUGACAAUUCUAUACGUUAUGCAAUGCUCACCACAAUAAGUAUAGUUACCAUCUGUCACUAUACAAAGUUGUUGCAGUAUUAUUGAUUAUAUUUUCUAUGCUGUACCUUUCAUCUCCAUGACUUAUUUAUUUUAGAACUGAAAGUCUGUGCCUCUUAAUCCCCUUCACCUAUUUUACCCAUCCUCCUUAUCCCCUCCCCCAUAGCAACCACCAAUUCUCUAUAUCUAAGAGUUUGUUUUAUUUUUUAGACUACGCAUAUAAGUGAAAUCAGAUGGUAUUUGCCUUUCUCUAUUUGACUUCCUUCACUUAGUAUUAUAGCCUCUAAGUCCCUCCAUGUUGUAAAUGGCAAGAUCUCGUUCUUUUUUGUGGCUGAGUAAUAUUCCAUUGUGUAUGUAUUUAUAUAGUACAUCUUCUUUACCUUUUCAUCUACUGAUGGACACUUGGGUUGCUCCCAUAUCUUGGCUAUUGUAAAUAAUGCAGCAAUAAACAUAGAGGUGCAUAUAUCUUUCUGAUUUAGUGUUUUUGUUUUCUUUGGGUAAAUACCCAACAGUGGAGUUGCUGAAUCAUAUGAUAUUUUUAUUUUGAAUUUUUUGAGGAUCCUCCAUAUUGUUUUCUACAGUGGUUGCAUCAAUUUACAUUCCCACCAACAAUCUAUAAGGUUCUCUUGUGUCCACAUCCUCACCAACACUUGUUAUUUCUUGUCUUUUUGAUAAUAGCCAUUCUGAUUAUAGUGUGAAGUGAUAAGUCAUUGUGAUUUUGACUAACAUUUCCCAGAUGAUUAGUGACCAUCUUUUCAUGUAUCUCUUUUGCCUAUUUUUUAAUCAGAUUUUUUUUUCUGUUGAAUUGUGGAAGUUCUUUAUAUAUUCUGGAUAUUAACCCCUUAUUGGAUGUAUCAUUUGCAAAUACCUUCUAUUCAGUAGAUUGCCUUUUUGUUUUAUUGAUGGUUUCUUUCUCUAUGCAAAAGCUUUUUAUUUUGUUGUACUCCCAAUAUUUUAUUUUUGCUUUUGUUUCCCUUGCCUGAGGAAACAAAUCCAUAAAUAUGUUGCUAAGGCCUAUGUCCCACAGAUUACUGCCUGUGUUUUCUUUUAAGAGUUUUAUGGUUUCAGGUCUCAUGUUUAGGUCUUUAAUCCAUUAAAUAGUAAAGUUUAAAAAAUAAUUAUGUGUAUGCUUUAUUCUGGCAAGGAGUACUAAUUUGCAUGGCUACUAUAAAAAAAAAAAGGUGUCACUUUUUCACUCGGGAGAAUAUCUGAUGUUCUUUCAGUGAGUUCCACAAAGAGUUUUAUUGUCAUUUUCAUUUUGUUUCUUUGAAGUAAGAAGCAUGGUAGGUGAUCUAUAGGGUCACCAAAAAAUCUAUAACCACGACUCAUUUGGGAUCAGCAAAUUAAUCUGAAUAUAGUUGGGGGAUGCUGGAAAUGGAAGAAGAGAGGAAAACACAUGGAUAGGAAUUAAAAGAAAAGGAGGGAAUCAAAGAAAUAAUAACAAUAUUUACUAGGUACUGUAUUGAAUCUUGUGCUUUAGUCUGAUAAGGAAAACAUUCAUGUAAACAACAGGGUCUUAGUAUAAGAGAUAGAGACAUUUAAUAAAUACAGGAGGGCUUAUUAAUAAUAAUGUUAUUACUUGCUAAAUGCUUAUUAAAAUUUUGCUUAAAAGAAAAAGGAAGAAGACUAAUUAUCAUUUACAUGAUCCCCUCUGUUAUCUCUUACUACUAAUAGUUUGCUAUAAGGCUCCUAAAAUCAGGAGGGAUUAAGAAGAAUGUUGAGAAAAUCCGUAUGUUUUCUAUUUCUACUUUUAUUCUCUUUUUUAUAUGCCAGCUGGGUGACCACCUUUCUUAGGCAUGGGGAAACUUGGUAGCUGAGGAUAAUGGAAAUAAUACUUCCCUUUUUAUAUGGGUUAUUUAAAAUACAGACAGACCAUGUAUUAUAUUGACAAAGCAUAAUUAUCUAAAGUAGUUGCAUUUCUUUUUUAAAAAUGCAUAUUAUAUACUUGACAAAGGAUUUGUAUUUAGAAUAUAUAAAGAAUUUUUACAACUCAACAGUAAGAACACAAACAAUCCAAUAAAGUAAGCAAAAAAUUUGAAUAGUCACUUUACCAAGGAGGACAUAGGAUUGGCCAAUGAGCAUGUGAAAAGAUGCUCAGCUUCACUCAACAUCAGUGAAAUGCAAAGUAAAGGCACGAUGAGAUAUCAUUUCACAGCUGCUAGAAUGGCUACAAUUAAAAAGAUGAUUGCAAGGGUUGACAAAGAUGUGGAGGAACCAAACCUCACACUGAUGGUGAAGAUGAAACUGAUGUAUAACCACUUUGGAAAACAGUGUAGUGAUUUUUUUAACAACUUAAACAUACACCUAUUGUGUGACCCAGUUAUUUCCUCCCUGAUAUUUACCCAACAGAAAAGAAAGCAUAUAUCUAUACAAGGAAUAUUCAUAGCUUAAUUUUCAUACCUGAAAACUGGAAACAACCCAAAUGUUGGUCAGUAGCAGAAUAUAUGAACAAAUAGUGGUAUAUCCAUAUAAUAGAACACUGCUCAGUAAUACAAAUGAACAAUACAUGCAACAACAUGGAUAAAUAUUGGUCAUAAUUAUGCAAAGAGAAAGAAGCCAUACAAAAGAGAGUACAUACUGUUUGAUGCCUUUUUUUUUUUUAAUUCUAGAAAAUAACAAACAAAUCAAUAAAAAACAGAUCCCUGGUUGUGUGGGAUGGGGAGAGGGGAGAAGUAAGGAGGGAUGAACUGUUUGGGGGAAAUGAUACAGAUGUUCAUUAGUCUGUGACUGAUUUCACAGGUAUAUACAUAUACCAACAUUUAUCAAAUUAUAUACUUCAAAUAUGUGCAGUUUAUUGCAUGUCAAUUAUACCUCAAUAAAGCUGAUUUUAAAAUAGCUUACUCUACCUGUUUCACAUAGUAAUCAUUCAAAACUGCUAGGUUUGAAAUAGUUCUAUGUCUUACUGUAUAGGAUUUGAGAAUAAAAAACUAAGAUUGAAGAACUAUUUUAACAGUUAAUAAAACAGUGACAGCAAAUGAAUUCACUGAUUCAUUCAUAAUCAGUGUAUGUUUUUGAGUGUUGGACAAACUGUGCAGUUAAUAAGAUUUAAAUUUUUAAUAAACACACUCUACCCCCAACAUGGGGCUUGAACUCAAUGACACUGAGAUCAGAAAUGCAUGCUCUGUUGACUGAACCAGCCAGGUGCCCCUAAGAUUUAAAUUUUUAAAUUUCACAUGUGAUCUGUGGUCGUACCUGGGUAGCUCAGUCGGUUAAGCAUUUGACUGUUGACCUCAGCUCAGAUCAUGAUGUCAAUGGUUUGUGAGUUCAAGCCCUGCACUGGGCUGUGCACUGAUAGUGUGGAGCCUGCUUGGGAUUCUCUGUUUCCUCCUCCCUCUGUUUCUCUCUCUCUCUUUCUCUCUAAAAUAAACAAACAAACAAACAAACAAUCUUAAAGAAUUCACAUGUAAUCCAAAUGUAAUGUAACUUCAAAAUCAGUUUAUUAACUGGGGAAAUACUGUCAUAAGAAACUUUUCUCUGUAUCAAACUAUGGAAUUUUAAAAUACAGCAGUUCAUUGAACACUAAUAAAUAUACAACUCAAAAAAGACUAAUAGAUAUUGGUUGUUGACUUAGAUGUGAUAAGGAAACCAAGAUAAAUCUGAUACAGACCUUGCUUUCCAGUUGCUUAUAGUCUAUUAGGGGGGAAAUAAUAGGCCUCUAAUUAGCAAAAUCAGAAAUUAAAGUGAUAAGAUCUCUAAUUGGUGGAGAGUAGUGUAAAGGAGAGGAAAGUUGACUUUCCAUUCAGAAAGAGGUGAAGGAAAGAAGACAUUUGUUAGAGAAGUGGGAUUUUAAAAGAAAGACUGUAAUAUCAUCUAGUUAUUUACUUCUCAAGUCUGUUCUUGUAUCCAGACUGUCAUUGUUUUUAUGAGUAAUGAUUAAUUUGAAACAGAUGAUUUGUGUAUUCAGAAUCAAGUGAUGUUUUGUACAUUUCCUCUUGUUUGAAAGUUUCCAGCAAUUAAAAUACUGACAAUCUUGGAAAGUAAUUUUAGUUACCAUGCCUUCUGUUCUUUUAGCCAUUAUGACUACUAAUUUAGUACAUUACUUAAUACACUAGAUUAAACAGCACAGUAUAAAUUUUUAUGAAUAUAAAAUUUCUAGUGUUUUAGAAAAUUGUUAUUGCUCUAAAAUUCUCCAUAAAAUGUUGGCUUAUCGUAUUUUUAAUUAAAUUGUUGGUUACUGGUUUGUUUCAUCAAUUACCUUUUAAAACUGAUAAAACUUAUAAAAUAUGUUACAUUAAAGCAUUAGAGAAAAUACUUUAGUUGUAAUUAUAUGUGGACACACUUACGUUGUGCAUCUUUUAAAAAUUUUUUUAAUGUUUAUUUUUUUGAGAGAGAGACUCAGUGCCUGAGCAGGGGAGGCGCAGAGAGGAAGACACAGAAUCCAAAGCAGGCUCCAGGGUCUGGGCUGUCAGCACAGAGCCCAAUGUGGGGCUUGAACCCACAAACCGUGAGAUCAUGACCUGAGCCGCAGUCGGAUGCUUAACCGAGUCACCCCAGUUGUGCAUCUUUUAAACCAAGAUUAUCUUCUUUUGCCCACAUUGUUGUGCUUUCCUCACUUCUGUGACUCCUUAGGUGGAAAUACCCUCUCUUUAUUCUGUGGCUAAUUCCGUUCCCACUGCUCGUCUUCUCUUGUCCUUUCUGGUGAAUAGAACCAGUUUACUACUUUGUGCACGUAGACAAGAUUAUAAUUAGACCAAUUUAGAAGUGUUUUACUUACAAAACGUUUUUCUGUGUGAAUUUAUCAGGGAGUGGUUUUUCACCUUGUGUAUUGUUGAAGCUCUAGCAUUUACCAUCUCAAUUGUUUUAAUUACUGUGUUUGUGGCUAUAAGCUUUCCACUGAUACAGUUCAGUGAUCAUCAUAAGAUAUUCUUCUACUUUGCAUUUGCUUUUCCGAAGUUAAGAGUAAAUUAUGAUUCUCUCCCUGUGGUCCUAGAAAUAAUUUCCCAAACUGUUUUUAUAGACUAUUCUCAGACUGCUUCUCCUCUUUACCCUGGCAUUCAUCUAUAGCUGGAGAUCCAGAUUUUAACAGAUCAUUUCCUGUUAUUACUACAGCAGUAUCAAAAUACUGAUCACUUACCAAGAAGCAAAGUAUCCAAAACACUGAAGCAGAGAGUUCAGCCAGCUGUUUGUUUUUCAACUGUUAAAAUUUGUAAGAAUCACAUGUUAAAUGGAUAUGGCAACAAAAUGAAACAGGGUAGCCUCAGUAAAAGAAUGGUAACAAGCUACCUAUCUAGCUCUUAAAUUAUAACACACUCAGGUGUUUACUGAAGACAAAGAAGGAAUUUCACUAUUUUAAAACAGUGCUUAUUUUUUUAGGUAGCAUUCAGUAAUUAUUAGGAGAUGUAAGUAACCUGGUCUUCAGAAAUUUUAUUUUUUUCUAAGUCACUAGGGCUGUUUAGAAUAAAAUUCAUCAUUUUUUUCUUCAAAUUUUCAGUGUUAAACUGCCAUUCGGGUGUAAUUUUAAUUCCUCUCCUUCAUCUUCCCAUACUCAGUAACGCCAAGUCCUGCAGAUUCUUUCUCCACAUUAUCACUUUUUAGUUUCACUCCAUUUACAUCAUUCUAGGCCAAUUGCAGGAAGCUCCCAGCUGGGCCAUUGGUCUUUAGUUUAUGCUAAGAUAAAAUUAUCCAAACAAUUUUCCAUCAUAUGGCUUUCUGUAAAAUCUAUACUAAUUCCACAUUACCUAUAUAAAUUUACCUAUAUAAAUAAACCCAAAGUCCUCUGGCAUCCCUUCAAGGUCAUACAUCUUCCCUGCCUCUUUUAUAACCUUCUUUUCAUUAUUCUUAGACUUUUUGCUCUAGCCCAGCAAAUAUGCUUAUCUGUUUUAUGCAUACAACUCCCUUAUUCUCAUUUUUACUAUUUUAUAUGUCACAUCUAAUGGCCUUGAAUGCUGUCACUGCUCUUCCAAUUGAUACCACUUUCCUAAGCAAACUGGCUCAAAAAUCACUCCCUUGAAUGCCUUUACUUAAUCUGAUUUUAAUUCUGUGUAUUUUGAUCAUUCUUUUAUUCUAAAUCCUCUUACCAUUUAUGUAUUCUGCCAGUACUAUAUUAACAUAUGAAUGUUAUAUUGUGUAUAUGGCUAACUCUCAAAGAAUCAGGCAAGGAAUGCAGUGAUUUGCAUUAUUACAGUUGUCAACAUAUAGUAGGCAUGAAGUUAUAAAUAUACAUUGUUUUCAUAAGAUCUUGCAUCAACAUAUUUUUACCUCUUAUAAAUCAUUUUCACAAAAUCACUGUGUCAGGAUUACGUUGAAUAACAGAAAUCCCUGCCACAGUGACUUAAAUAAGUUUUUGUAUUUCUUGUAUAUUAAAAAGUCUGGAGAUCUAUGUUUGCUUUACUGGUCCAGCAGCUUAAUAACAGCAGCUUUCUGAGAAUUUUUAGGUCAUCCUCAUGGCCAAAAGAUAGUUGCUAUAGUUCUAGCUAUCACACUGGCACUUGAGAGAGGAGGGAGAAGAGUAGCACUGGCUGUAUCAGUCCUCCUUUAUCCCCAGAAAUCUCCAGUGGGCUUCCUAUGUUUUGUUGGUCAGAACUGGGUCACAUGGCUGUCUCUACCUGAAAGAGAAGCAAGCUUGUCUGAGAAGGCAGGGAGUGGGAUUGUCAUUGUUGCCUUAGGCAAACUACUAUUUCUGGGGCAAAACACAUCAUCUCCCUGAAAAACACAAAAAUACAAAUAGCAUUCUCUACACAAGGAAGAAGGGAGAAUAGAUAUGAGGUAGACAGUAAAUGAUACCUGUCACACAUAAUCUUUCGAAGCCUCGACACCCUCAUCGGCAAACUGUAAAUAAUAGCAGUACGCAUCAGAGGAUUAAGAGAUAAUAAAUGUAAGCACUUAGCACAAUGUGUGGCAAAUAGCAGUAUUCAACAAAAAGUGGUUGUUACUCCUGAUCUAGGUCUGAAUCCCUUAGUAGCCCAUAGCUAAUUCUUGUUGCUGUCCUGGCUUGCCUCUUUAGAAUAUUAUGAUAAGCACUAUUUUGCUAGCUCCAAACUUGUCUCUUUUCAGUGUUGUUCUCUCAGGCCACUUUGGGUAAGCUUUCUCUAUUUUGAUCAACUGAAUAGAAGUUCCUGUUCUAGACUAUCUCUAAUAACCUAAUUGGUCAAGUUAGUAACAUGGUGCCAAUGAAGAAAGGUGAGUAGUUUGGCUUAUGAUGUAUACUAAGGCUGGAAAGCAUGCAUUUCAUAAAGAUUUACUUAGACCGGAAUAAUCCACAGUGUCAUUUUUUAAUUAUUACGGAUACUUGAUUGCUCAUUCCUGUCAAAUAAAAACAAAAGAUACUUACAAUGCUGUGAUUAAUUGUAUUAGUUAUAGUUACCAGGAGAAAAAUAUUACAUCUUUUUUCAAGCAAUCAAGAUGUACUAUUGAAUACAGUGUAGAAUACAAAUAAGAAAACAUGUUGCUUAUUCAGAAAGAAUUUACAGUCUAGCUGACAAUGACUGGGGACACACAGAGACAUUCAUACCUACUCAGUGUAAAGUAGUAUUGAGUGAAACAUAAUAAAUGUUAUUUUAACAAGGGCAAAUGUCACCAAUGCCUAGUGUAGUUAGUAAGGGGUCUUAUGGAAGACAUAGAUACUUGUGUAUGCAGGGUUAUCUGAAGAGGCCCCCUUCCUAGGUUCUGUACAAGUAGAGAAACACAUUAGUGAAGAUGAAAGCCAAAAUAAUUACCUUUUUUCCUGAAAGGCAGAUGGAUAUAUUUUCAAGUUGUAGCUAAUUUGGAUUUCUAAUAAUGAAUCCCUAAGAUUCAUGUCAUUGCUGGUUGCACAUUGAAGGGGCAGGAAGCUGCCUCGAAGACAGAGGAUGGAACAGAGCCAUGUAUUCUCAAUAUAUAUUUACAAAUCAGAUGUUUACCUCCUCAGGGAUGGUGUGACAGGGUGGAGAGAGGCUCAGAGUAAAGACAUUGAGCUUCCUUCCAGUUAGGAAUCAUUGGGGGUAGAAAGAAGUGUUCCUAAAUUUACAUGCUAGUUCUAAAGCAAUAUGCAAAUUUAAGUAGAGGUGAAAUGGGAGGGCACUUUAGGCAUGGAAAACUACACAUUUGUGGAGUGAGGAGGUUAUAUUUACAUGUGGUACCGUGGGGUGCUAACCUGAGUAAUCUGUAACAUCUUUAAGCUAUCGGAUGGAAAAUAGAUAGGAUAGGGUGCAGUAAAAGUUUAAUCUUACCCUGUUAUAACUAUAGUUUUAUAUCCAUACCCUUACCUAAUUCUUAUAUUUAAUGCUAUAUUAAAACUUUGGAGGAAAAUAGAGGCAUUAUAGGUAGCCUAACACCUACUACCAUUUUACAUUGUAAAGGAGACUGUGGAAUAGACACUCUACUUUUUGAAACAAUUUCAUGUAAAUUAAAAUAUUUAAUAUUUUUCAUAUAUAAUUAUCAAAUUAUAAUCAUUGGACCAUGGAGGAGGUUAUCAGAAGUUUGCCUGGGGUAAAAAGUUGGGUGAAAAUCUGCAUUUUUCCAAAGGAUGUUCCUUAGAUGCUUGUGGAAUCCUAGAAAUGUCUGCCCAAUUUGGAUCCAUUGUUCCAGGCUCCCUCCUUCCAUUCCAGAGAUUUAGAUAAAUGGAAUUCUUAGAAAAAUACGCUUGUAAGCAAGACCAUCAGAAA